Rana temporaria (common frog) is the source of this 1956-nucleotide messenger RNA. RefSeq names its product granzyme A-like. The transcript has 6 exons. Lineage: Eukaryota; Metazoa; Chordata; Amphibia; Anura; Ranidae. Gene Ontology annotation, molecular function: serine-type endopeptidase activity. The record is from RefSeq and is a predicted model, not a curated record. The coding region runs from base 56 to 937 and encodes 293 amino acids. Gene Ontology annotation, biological process: proteolysis.
CUUUAUCUUGAUUCUUUGUUCUUUAGGAUCACAUCCCCAGAGACAAGCUACUAACAUGUCCAAUCAAUAUUACCAUCAAGUACCCAUCAGCUGUCAGAUGUGUAUCAUGUUUAGAGAGAAUUUUUCCAGAAGAAGAAUUUGUACUGAUCAAACCAUGAAACUCUAUCUCCUGUUUCUUUCCGCAUCAUACUAUCUUCUCUUCUGUGAAGGUGCAAACAUGAAAAUCAUCAAUGGAGAUGAAGUUGCCCCCCAUUCCAGACCUUACAUGGCCCUAAUAGAGACUUUGGAAAAUAAUAAAAAAACAUUAUGUUGUGGUAGUCUAAUCAAAUCGGACUGGGUGUUGACUGCAGCCCACUGUAACCUGACAGCAGGACAAACAACAGUGACCCUGGGAGCUCAUUCAAGAAAGCAAAACGAGACAGAAAAGCAAAAGAUAACAGUUGUCAAAGUCUAUGUAUUCAAGUCAUAUAACUCAUCUACAAAACAAAAUGACAUUCAGCUUGUGCAGUUAUCCCAAAAGGCAAGGCUUGGAAAGGCUGUCAACAUCUUGCUAUUACCAAAGACAUUUGAAGACCUUAAAAAAGGGACAGUAUGCAGGAUAGCUGGAUGGGGAAGAACUGAAAGAGAAAAAUUGGCAGACAUGCUAUUGGAAACCAACGUCACAAUACUAGAUAGAGAAAAAUGCAAGAAAGUCUGGAAAAAAAUGUAUGAUAUUACAACAGAUAUGCUCUGCACUAAUGUGGGUGCUAAAGGACAAGACAGUUGCAAGGGAGAUUCGGGAGGUCCUUUAAUCUGUGAUGACGUUUUCCGAGGUUUGAAUUCUUUUGGAUAUAAUCCAUGUGGAACCCCAAAGACCUCCAAUGUAUUCACUCGACUGACCAAAACAUAUAUCUCAUGGAUUCAGGAAACAAUUGGUUACCAAAACAGUGAAGAAUAGAGCAAAAAAAAAUUGUACAAAGCUGGACCUGUUGCCAAUGAUAUUACAUUUUUCAAUCAAUUUAGAGCCAAAAUGCUAGAUAUACUGUAGUUGUUAAGCGCUAAAUUUCUUAGCUUUCUUUUUGUUAGUUUUCAAAGAUGUUGUUAUGUGAGAUUCCUGGUGUCUCAAAAAAGAUGGAAUCUGAUUGGCUCCUGUGGGCAACUACAUUUUUCAGCCAGUUUUCUUAAAUGAUGAGAUUCAUGAGUAAACUGUAUAAAUUAUCUAAAGGCAUCCCAGGUGCAUCACAUCAAAAGUUUGAAGUUUUCCUUUUCUUUAGGAACUGUAAACCAGAGCGUGAGAAGAAAAUCCUGUCCCCUGCCAGCAUACUAGGGAGAAGGACCUUUGUUCUUUGUGUGGAAGCAGUGGUCUCUCUACAUGAGUCUGACACACCUUCUCUGCAAUCUGCAAAUCUUAUGCUCCCUGCUAAUUGGAGAGCUCUAGUUCAGACCUAGAGGAUUCAUUGCUCAGUGAGCAAGUUUCCUUCCCUGCAGCAUGCUGGCAUGACACAGGCUUUUCUACUUACCAUGUGGCUUUUUUCUAAAGAAAAUCAACUUUAAAUCUUGCACACCUUCUGUUCUGAUGCAUCGGGAAUGUAUUUAGCUGAUUAAAUAUGAAGUUCCAUUUUUAUGCAGAUUGUAUUUCAUCCACAAAAGUAAAGUUUAAAAAGCCCAAUGUAUGCUCCAUUAGUCUGGCCAGGGUUUACAUAGGGCCAAGGCCUCUCUUCCGUACCCAUGACUGUGCCUGAGCCUGGUCAUUGGCCAAUCAGGCACCCAGUGCUGCAUUAUUGGAAUUCGCCGCUUCUCUUAAUGUCUGUUACUUUAGCGAAUUCUUUAUCUUCAGUACACCUUUAUUAGUAAUCAUUAAACAAAAAAUAGCAGAAUAUCUUCUAUAUACUGUUUUUGCUGAUAUUAUUCUUUGACUCACUCUUUGCUAUGGAUAAAAGGAUGACAAUACCUUAAUAAAGCAUACAUGUAUUUGAA